AUGGCGCCCCUCCAAGGCAGCCUCAGAGACGUGAACUCCGCUGUGGAGGGGCUGUCGGAGGACCUGAAGCGCGAUGUGAUGCGGGAGGUGCAAGACUUGGGACUCUUCAAUGCGGCGCCACAAAGCCCCGCACUGGACUGCAGCGCUGCCUGCAUGGGUCCCUCAGGGCUGAUUGCUGGCAUCGACGAACCGGGGGGAACUCAACACUUUGGUGGCGUGGGCGCCGAUCCGGGCGGAUGUCAGGGGAUCGGCGCGAUGGGGACGAAUUGGGGCGGGCAGUGCGGGUAUCAAGGGGCGCAGUUUGCACCGUCCAGCGCUGCUCUUUGGGGGCCCCUUGACAAAUGCUUCUCCUUGCAGCCUCCGGCGGCGUACGUCCCUUCGCCUUUGGACGCCCUCCAACCGGCAACCUUGCGGCCCCCUGGUGCCGGCAUUUGCAACGUUGCCAUGCUGCCGCCCAGCGCCAGGCUCCCCUACCCUGAAGCAUUUGUGCCACGCCGGGCGGCGAUGGGCGACGCCCACGACCACAUGCUGGUUGACGACGCUGCUCCCGACGGUGUUGUUUGGGCCCACCAGCGGCCGUUGCCCCCCGGUGACAGCGCGCUGGGCGUUGAGUGUGACGACAGAAACGACGCAUCCCGUGCGACAUUACAGGCUAUGGGUGGGUUGGCGGAGGAGAUGGAUGUUCGCGGUUCUGGACAAGGGCAUCCACGCGGCAGGCUCGCGGCAAAUGCAGGAUUGGUGCCAGAUGCUUCAGCCAUGAUGGACACGGAUACAGAGCAGGGAGAGGGUCAAAGAUUUGGAGUCGAAACGCCUACUGGGCUGCAAUCUAAAGGCGACCAGGACCAGGACGAGAGCGUGCAUGACGCUGCAGAUAUAGUGUCAGGUGAUGCAGAUUCAGCACAAAUCGGGAGGACGAAUACCGACUGGGUGUCAUACCAAGACUACGCAGCCAUGUGCCACAACAUCAUGGGCGAGAGACCAGCCCCCAGGUUGGGCCACCGUUCUGUUGGCAGCUGUCAUCAACCUUUCCCCGAAGAUUUGAGGAGGGAUGUGCUGCAACAAUGGAAUGCCACUGUUGCGAGUUCUGCUUUGCUUCAGGGCAUCGAAGCGGAACGCCAAUCCCCACCGCUCGCACAAGGGCCGUUAGGAGACAAUGGGGACGGGACCAUCGACAGGGAUCCUUUUUGCAGAACAGAUGACGAAUCUGGCCAGUCCCUGCACGACGCAAAUCGCAGUCUGCAAAAUGGUGCAGUUGACGAAAGGGUGCUUGCUGGCCAGUCUGGCAGGGACACGUAUGCAAGCCCGAUGAAAAUGAAAGGACAUGUGAAGGGGGGAAGGUCCAGUCCUCGCCAAUCGAGAGGUUUGAAGCACACCAGCCUCAGGGUGAAAGCCGCUGUUGAACGCAAAGGGAUGACAACUUACAGUGAGGUGGCUGACGAAUUGGUGAAUGAGACUCCAAUUGGCAAAUCUGAAAAUGGAAGGGACUGCACGGAGAGUGACAAUCUGAGGCGCCGUGUGUAUGACGUCCUCAACGUGUUCGAUGCUGUUGGGAUCAUCAAGAAAGAGGAAAAGCAAAUAUGCUGGCAGGGUUUGCCAGUCUGCGGCGAGCCAGGGAUCACAGCUGUCAAGGGGGAUGAGGAGGAAGACAGUUUGAAUGAGCGCAUCGCCACGAAGAAAGCCUACCUUGCACAGCUGAUAGAGCAGUACUCUGUUCUCACAGGCAUUGUGCGCAGGAACGUGAGUAGACCAAUCGAGUCCUGUCCGCCUGGGCCCAAAGUCCUUCAGCUGCCCUUCGUCGUGAUCCAUGUCCCUGCAAAGGGGGCCGUGGAGGUUCAAAUAUCAGAGGAUGUGACGAAUUCAUGUGUGAAGAUGGACUUUCAUGAUGUGCCGUUUGCCCUGCAUGACGAUGUAUGGCUGUUGAAGCACAUGGGAUUCCACUCAGGCAGCAUACCCAGCCCUGUGAAGCACCCAUCAGGCCCGUCACCGCGUCUGGCCCUGCCUGUAUCAGCCGCUACAGCCGCGCCCGCUGGCAACCAGAGCGUCCUGCGGCCGCCCAUGAUGCUGUUUGCAGACUCACGGGCCAACAUUCACAGCUUCACAGACACACUGGACAAGCUCGUUGGGCCGCCAGGUUGGCGGCAUGGAAUGGGUGGCAGAGGGGCCAUUCCAGAGCUCGGUCAUUGGCAUGAGAGCUUUGUUCAGUCUGACUUCAAAACUCCAAUGAACGUUGCGGAAAACUUGACAGAUAUUAGAGCUGGGGUGAGAAUUUCUGAUAUACACACCAACGUGCCACAUACAACAGGCACACCUGCAAGCGAAGUGUCCCUGGCACAGGCUUGA
Molecule: messenger RNA, 2340 nt
Organism: Ostreobium quekettii
Lineage: Eukaryota; Viridiplantae; Chlorophyta; Ulvophyceae; Bryopsidales; Ostreobiaceae
Source: the annotation of a GenBank genome assembly